UACAUAUAUUACAUUGCAUAUACAUACGUAUAAACGAUUAAUAUAAUAAAGAGCACAACGCAAAGAAAAAUAUCAAGUCAUACCUUAUUAUCUGGCAACGCCGUUGAGAGCUCUUUCAUUUGGCACCUCAAUCGUCAAAGUAGCUGCUAAUGUAGUAAAUUUGGAAACAAAACAACAUUUCAAUGAGAGCAACAACUACCGUAAUUCAUAUGCAAAUGCAUUACACCUUCGUUAUGAUAGCGAAGGAAAGCCUUCCCCUCAUUCAUACUCUGACACAUACAACAAUCACCACAGCAUCAAUGUUGGCGUGGGGUACUCUCCACACUCACUUCACAUUCGCUCAGUCAAUCAAGUGGAAUUUUUCACUUGCGGUCAGCCAACUUUGGAAUUGCGCGUCGGUUCGCGUUGCGAGAAAAAUAGUAAUAAACGCGUUAGAAAUUAAUAGUAAAAGUGCAUUUUCAUAUAUUUUGUGAUAUUUAAAAUUAUGUGUUAGAGUUGUGCAAAUUAAACAAAGUCAAAAUUGUGUUAAAGCAAAUAAAAUAGUGUGCAUAGUUACAUAUUUAUUUGUAUUUCUUAUUAAAUAUUGUUUUUAAUGGUGCUAAGAUUGAAGUGUAUGGAAAUUGUGAAAUAUUAGUAAUUUCUAGUGUUGUGAAAAGUUAGUGAAUUAUUUUCUAUUUCAAUAUAGUUGUUUGCAUAUGUACGUAAAAUGUCGUGAGGUCAUGCGUUCGUUCUUUCGAUGUUCGUCUGUUGCCGAUUUUUAAUUAACCAACAUGGCCGUUCGUAUAAACAAACAAACAACAGCAAUGAAGGAGAGUAAUAGUUUUCUAUUGUAUAUUUUAAAGGCAUAUUUAAGCUAUAAAUAAAAAACAACUGGAUACUGUGAAGCAAAUACGACAAUUUUAGGCAUGUGGGGGCAUCAACUUCAUCUUAUGACCCACCAAUCCAAUUCUCAAGUAAUUAACUCUGAAGUCUUGGAAGACGCUGAAUGAAUUGACAAUUGUAAAAUAUUAACUAACGGUAAGUCCGACCAUAUAUAAGGUACAGUUAAUAGUAGCAACUAAAUAAAAGAAGCUGCUUGAAAAUGAUUACGUGAGAAACCGCACUUAUUAACGAAUUAAAUGGACAGCAAUCGCUGGCGCAAUAAAAGCAAAGCGAACCGAAAACGAAAAAAGCAACUAAAGCCACCAACAAAUGCUUCGAGCUCCACUGGAAGUUGGUGCUAACGGCAUAUGCAGCAAUUGCAAAUAAAAAGUGUGCCACCGAAGACAAAUCAAAAAUCAGUUAUAUACAACAUUCCCGCUUAUAUCGACGCUUAGACAACUUAGCCACAGCUGAGCGCAAAAUGUCCCGGACCACUUGCGGGUUUACCAAGAGUUGUUGUUGUGCGUGAGUGUAAAAUCGAAACGAAUGUGUAAGCUGAGGAAAAAUGCGUUUGCAGGGCAAUAAACGCCAAAAACUAAAAAAACAGCAACAACAACGAUGCAGCAAUACAAGUAAACACAACAGCGAAAGCAACUUCGACGCAGCGAUAAAUCGCCAGCAACGAGGUAAUAAAAAACGCCAGCAAAGAGAGCAAUCACAGCAAGUCAAGCAAUUCGUUGAACGGCAGCCGAGUAUUGAACGUGCGAGCAAAGGAAGGGCGCGCUUUGAGGUAGAAGCAGCUGCAACUAAAAUAAAAGAAACUACUUUGGCGGAGAGUAGACUCACCGGGAAGCACACAGCAAUCCAACUUUCUGCAGCGCAGAGUCGUCAUCACACACGCACUACUGCGGCGCCAACACACUUUGCACCGUCGCUGCUGUACACCGUCCCUCGAUUCCUCAUACUCUUCGUGCUUUGCUGCACGAUGCCGCCACAAGCGCAUGGCGACUGGUUGAUGGACUGUGGCGAUUGCCAGUGUAAAUGGCAGUCGGGCAAAAAGACCGCCGAUUGUAAGAAUCUUACAUUGAACGCCGUGCCGGAGAACCUGAGCAAUGAGGUACAGGUGCUGGAUCUCUCUUUCAAUCGUGUUGCCAUACUGGAGCAGAAUGCCUUUCUCAAUGCUGACUUGCAUAAUCUACACAAGCUCUUCAUCCGUAACGCAUCGCUGCAACAGAUCGACGCGCGCACAUUUACCCAACUCGAGAUCUUGAUCGAAGUGGAUUUCUCAAAUAAUUUAUUGCGUAAUCUACAAGCGAAUGUCUUUGCGCGGUUGGUGAAAGUGCGCGCAAUCGUGCUGAACGGUAAUCUCUUGGAGACGCUCUCCGAUGGUGUCUUCCAGAACCUCAAGUACCUGCAUAAGGUCGAGCUGAAACACAAUCGGCUGAUGCGUAUUGGACAGCAGGCGUUCAACAACGUACCGCUCCUAUCGCAGAUCUACUUGGAUGGCAAUCGUCUGAGCUUUCUGCGUAAGGAGUCAUUCGAAUCGCUCAAACGACUGACAGCGCUAUCACUCGAUUCGAAUCCGUGGAACUGCACCUGCGAACUGCAAAUAUUCCGUGACUUUGUGCUGAAACGCAAUCUCUACACACCGCCGACGGCCUGUUAUUACCCCAUACACCUGCGUGGCAUGUUGUGGGUCGAAGAUCAGCCCGAGGCUUUUGCGUGUAAACCACGCAUCAUAUUUCCGGCACGCGGCGCUUCCAUCAGCACGUCGAAGGCGAAUGUAACGCUGGUGUGUCGCGUGCAUGCGUCGCCGAAUACACACAUAACCUGGGACUACAACCGUCAACAAUAUCGUUCGUCCACCAGUAAUAUUGGCGGCAACGGCAUUAAUACAGUCACCACCAACAGCGGCGCUAGUUGUUGCGCCAACGGCCAGGCGCAGCGUUUGCAUAUAGAAUUGCUGCGCGAUGAGCAAUCAAAGGAGAAAGAGUUCGGACGUGAUGUAUUCAUAUCGCGUCUUACCAUUGUGGCUGCCGAAAAGAGUGAUGAAGGUACGUACACGUGCGCUGCGGAGAAUGCUGGUGGCAAGGAUGCAGUGCAAAUUAAUCUACUGGUGCAACGGCCGAGUCCGCGCGAGCUGCUGUUGCAAGGCAAUUUAGUCGUUGUUGUUUCACUGAUGGCGCUGGGCCUGCUCGGCGUAUCCGUGUUUCUCGCGCUCGUCACUUGCUGCAUUUAUAAGCGCUUUAAGGCAAUGAGUCCCACAAGUCAUCGGCAUCAUCAUCAUCAUCUCGAUGGCGCAGACCAAUUGACGCCCGGCAUGGAUGGUCAGCAUACGACGACGACUACGGUGACCGGUGGCACUGACGUGGUGCUCGGCAUGGAUGAUACAGUGGGCAGUUACAAACAUCAUUUGCAGAAGAAGAAUGCGAAUGGUGAUGUAGUUGAGGGAAAGGGUGGUGGUGGUGGCGUAGAUAGUGGCAAAUACUCGGAGGUGAUAAAACAUGGCGUGACUGUGAUGGAUAAUGGCGGUAUGCUGUCAGGCGUCGGCGGCCGUAAUAUUGGAGUGGAUGGCACUGGUGCGCACAGAAGUGGCCCACAUGCGGACAAAAUGUACUUGGAGCGAAGCAAUGACGAUACGCUCCACAACAAGUACCCGCAUGGACCGUCCGCAGCGGAUAUAAAUCGUCUUCUCAAUGCGACAUCAACAACAACACUGGACAUGACGGUUGGCGGCAAAGGUGCGCACGCCGGUGUCGGUGGUGGCAAGUGGCGCACCGAAGUACAGUUCACUGAAGGUCAGCUGGGCGGCGGUGGGCGCGCCGGCGAAUACCAACCCGACCUGCUGCCCGCAUACAGCACCCACAAAGCCGUCAACAAUAGUUGUAGUAACAGUAACAUUAACGGUCAUGCCAACAGUGCGGUCAGCAAUCAGCAGCAAGGACAGCUUUAUAGUCCGAUAAAAGCAACGAGGACAAUAAAUCUGCACGAUGACCAGCAAAUGUCACAGCAGCAACUUCAACACCAACAACAACCACCCAUUGUGGCCAAGAGUAAAUAUAAUAUCAAUGCGCAAGAGUAUCUGCAGUCCAGGUAUGGUGCCGCCAGCAAGCCUCACGAGAAGACAUUGCGCCGCGGUGACGUGAUUGCGGUGGCGACGACCAGCAUCGCCCUCACCACGACCGGUUCAAUGCCAACGACGACUGUUAGCGCGUCCAGUGGCGUGGCGCCGCAAGCGGAAAGUGGCUUCUCGACGCUACAACGACACAGUAAAUCAGUUGCGCUACCGCCGCGCACACCCACCGAUACACAUGCUGUGACAGCGGCAGCGUCGAGCAGCAGCACCGGUUAUGGCUACGAGUAUCGGCAGCCACCGCCGCCACCUUACAAUUCGGCGCAUCGCACUGCGAGCGGCCUACAGCUGUUACAGCGACGCACCAGCAUCAACAGCGAGGCGAAUAACGAACAAACGAGCGCGACGAAGGACCUUGGCUAUCGGGAGACAAUAGGCGGCAGUAGUUAUGGUGGCGCCGGCGGUGUUGGUAUGGGGGAUGGCGCACGUCAGACCAUUGUGACAGCAUCCUCAUCACUGCAAUUCCUCACGACCACUGGGUACGGUGGCAAUGCGGCGCCGCAACGGCAACUGCUUUGAUUGUCUACGCAGGCUGGUGUGCUGAGGUAGAAUAUCGGGCGGUUGCUCUAAGCGGCGCGCACCGUUGUGGUGAUUUGUACAGGCGGUUGCGAACUGGAGAAUGAUCUCUUUAAUAAUCAAGAAAAAUUUUACAACCAUGUGGAAGCUCAGUCAAAAUGGAUUUCUUAAAGAAAGCUGCUGGAGCCGUAAAGUUAACUGGUAAACACCUUCGUAUGUAAAUAUUGCGAGAUUUGUGACGGAAUUACAAAGUAAUUUCAAGAAAAAGUUGAAUUUUAUUUGGUAACAAUUUUUAAAUAAAUUAAAUAAGUGGUU
Messenger RNA from Bactrocera latifrons, 4825 nucleotides. RefSeq lists its product as uncharacterized. The transcript has 5 exons. The coding region runs from base 1427 to 4513 and encodes 1028 amino acids. The record is from RefSeq and is a predicted model, not a curated record. Gene Ontology annotation, molecular function: protein binding. Lineage: Eukaryota; Metazoa; Arthropoda; Insecta; Diptera; Tephritidae.